UCAUUAGUGGCCUAUAUAAGCCUCAUACAGGCCAUGGGAAGACAUUACCUGUUGAUAACACAGACUAUUUUCAUGAUCAUGGGAGGUGUGAGAGAAUUGCUGCUCGUUGUGAUGACUGUGGGGGUUGUCAAAGUUUCUUGUUACCCUGUUGGAAAGUCCCAGAAGCAAGAUCAAGUCUCUCUGCAGAGGAGACUUGGAGAGCUGUCAUCAAAUGACGUCUCCAUUGUGCAUGCCCUGGCCUUGCUCCGAUCCAUAGGGUCUGACGCGAAACAAACCAGAGAAGAGUAUUUAGAGACCAAUGAAGUAGAAUCCCAAGCUUCUCCAAACCAUGGUAGCUCUCCGGCAAAUGAUGCCCUGUCCUCUGACGACGCCACCUCUGAAGCUGCCACCGGCCCGUCCUCUGACGACGCCACCUCUGAAGCUGCCACCGGCCCGUCCUCUGACGACGCCACCUCUGAAGCUGCCACCGGCCCGUCCUCUGACGACGCCACCUCUGAAGCUGCCACCGGCCCGUCCUCUGACGACGCCACCUCUGAAGCUGCCACCGGCCCGUCCUCUGACGACGCCACCUCUGAAGCUGCCACCGGCCCGUCCUCUGACGACGCCACCUCUGAAGCUGCCACCGGCCCGUCCUCUGACGACGCCACCUCUGAAGCUGCCACCGGCCCGUCCUCUGACGACGCCACCUCUAAAGCUGCCACCGGCCCGUCCGGCGACGACGCCACCUCUGAAGCUGCCACCGGCCCGUCCGGCGACGACGCCACCUCUGAAGCUGCCACCGGCCCGUCCUCUGACGACGCCACCUCUGAAGCUGCCACCGGCCCGUCCUCUGACGACGCCACCUCUGAAGCUGCCACCGGCCCGUCCUCUGACGACGCCACCUCUGAAGCUGCCACCGGCCCGUCCUCUGACGACGCCACCUCUGAAGCUGCCACCGGCCCGUCCUCUGACGACGCCACCUCUGAAGCUGCCACCGGCCCGUCCUCUGACGACGCCACCUCUGAAGCUGCCACCGGCCCGUCCUCUGACGACGCCACCUCUGAAGCUGCCACCGGCCCGUCCGGCGACGACGCCACCUCUGAAGCUGCCACCGGCCCGUCCGGCGACGACGCCACCUCUGAAGCUGCCACCGGCCCGUCCGGCGACGACGCCACCUCUGAAGCUGCCACCGGCCCGUCCGGCGACGACGCCACCUCUGAAGCUGCCACCGCUGCCACCGGCCCGUCCGGCGACGACGCCACCUCUGAAGCUGCCACCGGCCCGUCCGGCGACGACGCCACCUCUGAAGCUGCCACCGGCCCGUCCGGCGACGACGCCACCUCUGAAGCUGCCACCGGCCCGUCCGGCGACGACGCCACCUCUGAAGCUGCCACCGGCCCGUCCGGCGACGACGCCACCUCUGAAGCUGCCACCGGCCCGUCCGGCGACGACGCCACCUCUGAAGCUGCCACCGGCCCGUCCGGCGACGACGCCACCUCUGUCGCUGCCACCGGCCCGUCCGGCGACGACGCCACCUCUGUCGCUGCCACCGGCCCGUCCGGCGACGACGCCACCUCUGUCGCUGCCACCGGCCCGUCCGGCGACGACGCCACCUCUGUCGCUGCCACCGGCCCGUCCUCUGACGACGCCACCUCUGAAGCUGCCACCGGCCCGUCCGGCGACGACGCCACCUCUGAAGCUGCCACCGGCCCGUCCGGCGACGACGCCAUGGAUAUCUGACGUGGGACAUGCAAUAGUUAACGGGUACUCUAGUCCAGUGUGUAACUGCAUUUGCUUGUUUUGGCUCAAAUAAACAUUAACUGUAAUA
Molecule: messenger RNA, 1807 nt
Organism: Oncorhynchus kisutch (coho salmon)
Lineage: Eukaryota; Metazoa; Chordata; Actinopteri; Salmoniformes; Salmonidae
Product: polysialoglycoprotein-like
Exons: 5
Coding region: 34-1719 (561 amino acids)
Source: RefSeq, a predicted model, not a curated record